This is a messenger RNA of Sturnus vulgaris (Common starling), 1575 nucleotides long. Its product is annotated as CARD- and ANK-domain containing inflammasome adapter protein-like. The record is from RefSeq and is a predicted model, not a curated record. Gene Ontology annotation, biological process: regulation of apoptotic process. Gene Ontology annotation, molecular function: protein binding. Lineage: Eukaryota; Metazoa; Chordata; Aves; Passeriformes; Sturnidae.
AUGCACGCUCUGGAUACGGAAGGCAAGACAGCGCUGCACUGGGCUGCUGAGAAUAACCACAGCCACAUACUGAAGAUGCUCCUGGAAGAAGAGGCAAGGAGCUGCAGGAAUCAGCACAACUUUUUACACUUGGCAGCUCUCAGAGAUGAGAGCAGCCUGGCCAAAAUUCUUUUAGAGGCUGGUGCCUCCACUGAAGGAAGGGAUGAGAGGGGACAGACUGCUCUCAGUUACGCUGUUUCUCAGGGAUCUGAAAACACUGCAAAAGUACUGCUAGAAGCCGGAGCCACUGUUGAUUCCAACACGGUUGAAAGAGCCUUCAACAGCAACCACCCAUCCAUCUUCAAAAUACUACUGGAAUAUUCUAAAGAUCUGUCUGCUGACAUAAUGGAGUCAGCUCUCUUUAGAGCUGUACAGAAGAAUCUGCACACUGUUGUAGCAGCUUUAAUUGACAGAGGCACAGAUACCAAUGCCCACAACAAAAUGCAUUACACUCCUUUGCUGCUGGCCUGUGAAAUGGGCAAAGCAGAGUCAGCAGAGGUUCUAAUGGAAAAAGGAGCAAACUGGGGAAUAAGGACUCCUGCUGCAGACACAGCUUUGCACUUGGCAGUGCAGGCUGGGGCUGCUUCCAUCGCAGGUCUGCUCCUGAGCAAGGGGAUGGACACAAACCUCAGGAACCAAGCCGAGGAAACCCCGCUCCACGUUGCUGCUCUCCAGAAUAACGGAGCACUCGUCAACCUUUUAGUCAGUGCUGGGGCCAGAAUUAAUGCUGUCACCAAAGACUUUGUUACUCCCCUGCACAUGGCAAGUCUGAGAGGUCACACUGAGGUUGCCCACCAGCUGCUGCACCACAAAGCUCAUGUUAAUGCUCAGGACAAGCAGGCAAAGUCCCCUUUACAUCUGGCUGCUGAGCAGGGACACAAACCACUGGCAGAGAUGCUCCUGAAGGCCAGAGCUGAUCCCAACGCACAGGACAAGGAGAAAAAGACUCCUCUGCACGCUGCAGCUCUGAGAGGACACCUCAGCAUCGUGGAAGUGUUGCUGGCUAACAAAGGGAGAGCUGGAGCUAAGGACAUGGAUGGAUGUACCCCGCUGCACUAUGCCACCAUGAAAGGAAACACAGACAUUGUAAAAGUUCUCCUGGCCUCGGGGAAAAAUAAAAAUAUCGACGACAGAAACGUUUGGAGGAAGACAGCUCUGCAUAUUGCAGCAGAGUAUGGACAUGGAGAGCUGAUAAAUCUCCUCCUGAGCCACGGGGCUGCCAUCAACGCCUCGGACGGCAGCAGAGACACUGCCCUGCACUGUGCCUGCAGGGCUGGGCACCUCCGUGCUGUGAGUGCCCUCCUCAACUGGUCACGAGUGGAAAAAGCAAAUUUACUCGCUGUGAACAGCCUCAGAAAGACUCCACUGCAAGUAGCGGAAUCUAAUGAGACUGAAAACCAGCCUCAAAUUUUAACACUGUUGAGAAAGAAAAUGUUAAUAUCAAAAUGAAGAUGUAAAGAAAAAAAACUUAUAUUUAAGUGCAGAAUUCUCUUUAAUGGAAUUUGAAUAGUCCUAAUAUGGAAUAUGAUUGAGAAU